AUGGAGUCAGUCUCACUCAGUAACAGAGACCUCCUGACAAAUGGACCUCUGAGUGAGGCUCCAAAGGCAGCACCAGCUCCCAAGAAGUAUCAGAGUUAUGAACCCAGACUCAAGACUGAUGAGGGAAAAGAAGAAGUGAGCAGUCGCGCCAUGAUAGAGAGAGUGCAGGAGAUCAAGAUGAAGACCCUACCUCAGAGGGCCAUGGACUGCUGCGAUAGUGACGAGUGGAGUGACUGAACUCGUAACAUCUUUUGUUAGUGUGUAUAUACUCAUUUUUUCACCAUGCAUGAGCAGUGGGUGUGAACCAAGAGGUCAAUCGUUGCUCUACUAAAAUUAUUAUGAACUCCCAACUUGCUUAGACAGGACAA
Messenger RNA from Geodia barretti, 368 nucleotides. NCBI's taxonomy places the organism in Eukaryota, Metazoa, Porifera, Demospongiae, Tetractinellida, Geodiidae. The record is from the annotation of a GenBank genome assembly.